AUGAAUACCUUGAAAAAUGAAAGCACUCAAUUAAUACAAAUGAAAGAAAAGGAAUUCUAAAAAACUUAAAAAAGAUAUGAGAGAAGUCUGGGCGACAUUAAAUCUUGCUACGAGAAAAGUAGUAAAUAAGUUAAUGAAAAUUUAAACGAGCUUGAACUCAUGGCCCAAGAAAUGAAAUAAAGUAGAGCAAAAUUAAGUUUAAAAAGAGAAAUCUAUAUGAGAACUGUAGAGCAGGAGAUAUCAAAUAAUCAAGAUGAUCUGAUAACUUAAAGUGGCAGAAUAAAUCUGAAAAACUUAAAUACAGAUAAUGCUAAUAGUUAUAAUCAGAGAACUUAAUCAAUAGAUUAGCUUGAACAAACAAGUAAAUAUAGCAUAAUAUAUACAAACAGAAACUAAGGUUAAGAUUAAAAUAUGCAGAGCAUAGAUAAUGAAGUAAAAGCUUCUGCAAGAGGUGGAUAUAGCUAGGUGAAUAAUUCAUUCCUUGAGAAGACAACUCCAAGAAGUAGCAGACCUUCAUUUAUAGAACCGAAAUAGAGCAAUAAACCAUAAGCAAUGAUUAAAAACUAUGCAAGUGUUCCAAAAAAUAACUCAAAAAGCAAAAGCAAACAUUAAAAACAUAAAGAAAAGAGCUUUGAUGUCAUGAAUAGUAUAGAUCUUAGUAAUAUAGUGAAAAAAGAGUCUGAAUAGAGCACUAAUUUAAAAAAAAACUUUGGAGAGAGCAACAAAAAAGUAGAUGAGUCAGUUUAUGCUCCAGCAUUUAUUCUUGGAGAAAGGGAUCCGGAAUGGGAUUCUUUUCUUGAUGACACUAAAGUUCAUCUUUUCAGAUAAGUUUAUGCUCUUUAAAAUAAAGUUGAUCCUUCAAUUUUAAAAUCACCAAAAAGAAUUGAUUAAUGUUCAACUCCUAAAAAUAGAAAGCAGAAUGAAAAAUCCAAGAAUAACAAUUAUUAAGCUAAUUCUCUGUCAAAAUCUACUAAAAAAUAAGGCAGUUUAUAGAAAACUUCGGAUGAAAGAGAGAAUAAUAAGCAAACAUAUAAAAUUUACUCAAAUUUUCAAAGUAAUCAUAAGACACAUUAAAAUAGAUUGAGAGACUCUUCGAAUAAAAAAUAUAAAUUUACUGAUGUUAAACUUCAAGAAAUGUUAGAUGUGUCAAAUGCAUUUACUACUCAUUCUCCACUACCAUCUCUACCAACUGAUGAAAAAUAAUAUCCAAAUAAGUAGUCUUGUUAAAAGGAAUUUAUGGAUGUUCAAUUAGAAGAUUUGAUGAAUGUAAAAUCUCUAUCUAUAUCAUUGAGAACAGCAACAGAUGCCGGUGCUUUUCUUAAUGAAGAUAAUAAUAACAGUUUUUUAAGGUCAGACAAUAAAAAAUCAAAUUUUAAGUUCAAUAGCAAUAUUCAAAAGACACACCAAAUUAAUCAAACAAGCAUGUACUACUAAGAGGAUGAUUCUAUGAUUUAAGAUAAAGAUAACUAGCAAUAAUAUACGAUUGAAAAGAAAGAUAGAAAUUAUAUUAGAAAUAUUAACAAAGAAGUAUUCAAUAUCAUUGAUGAGCACAAUAAUAAUGGAGAGUUAACGGGAAAUAUUUUAGAAGAAAGUGAUUCCUCCUACUCAAAGACUGGUCAAAUAAAUUUCUAAGGUACAUAGCAAACUCUUGAAUCUUAGUUCAGCAGAGAGCACUUGAGAAGUGAUAGUGCAAAUGAAUACGAAGAGUAUAAAAUGUCUUCAAUACAUGAGGAUGAUAAAAUCAAUAGUAUAAGCAAAAAUAAAAAUUCAGACCUACCAGAUAGUUUUAAAUCUACCGCUGUAAUGGCAGCAUUAGGUGAAAAUAAGCAAUGCUUGGACAAUAUUUCAUUUUCCUGUAAUCAAUCACAAAUACCCACACCAGCUUUCAAUUAUAGAUAAAAGAGCUCAUAGAAUGAAUAUCUUGACUAAAGUGAGAGAUCUCUAAGUAAUAAUGAUCUGAUUCCAAGAAGAAAAGGAAAUUAUUUGCUAUAAAAUCAUUUAAAAUUAAUUGAAAAAGUUACUGAAAAGUAGGAAUUUUCUAAUUAAAACUUUAUCACCAAUAAUAAUUACAAUGAUGCUACAGAUUUAAGCAGUAAUUUUAACACUUUGAAUACACAAUCAUCACAGAAAGAGCUAUUAUCUAAUAAUUCAUAAUCAUUUAUUAGUUAAAAGCAGAUUUAAAAUAAUAAUUCAAAGCCUUAACUAAUUCAUUUUGUUCCUAGAAGCAGCUCAGCCAAUACAAACUGCAAAAUAUAAAAAUUGAAACUAAACAUAGUUAAAAAAGCAGCAAAUCCUUCUUAAUUACAACAAGACCAAAACUCAAAUAGAACUACCAAUUAGUCAAUGAUAACUAUUAUAGAAAAGAAAAGUUUAAAGAUAGUCCCGAUAAGGUAACUCUAAUAACCUGAUAGAAGUAUUAAUAGUAGUGUAAUCUACAGUAUUCCUUAAAAGAAUGGAUUAUUGUCAGUGUAGAAUAAGAGAGCCAAUAAUAUAUCUUCACUUGUUUGA
Molecule: messenger RNA, 2508 nt
Organism: Stylonychia lemnae
Lineage: Eukaryota; Ciliophora; Spirotrichea; Sporadotrichida; Oxytrichidae
Source: the annotation of a GenBank genome assembly